AACCAAGCCACAACUUAAUUUGAGGAAUGAAGAAGUAGAAAAAUGGAAGAAGUGAAAUUGUUGGGUUUUUGGUCAAGUCCUUUUAGUAAAAGAGUUGAAAUUGCCCUAAAGCUUAAGGGUAUUCCAUAUGAGUAUAUUGAAGAAGAAAUUCCAAUAAAUAUGUGUCCUAGAAUUGUCAAGUAUAAUCCUAUUCACAAAAAAGUUCCAGUUUUUUUACACAAUGGAAAGCCAAUUGCUGAGUCUCUUGUGAUUCUUGAAUAUAUUGAUGAAACUUGGAAGGAUACAAACCCUCUUCUACCAAAAGAUCCUUAUCAAAGAUCUAUAGCACGUUUUUGGGCUAAGUUUAUGGAUGAAAAGUGUUUGCCAGAGAUUCUAAAAGUUUGUUAUGAAAGCAACAAUGAAAUAAAGGUGAAAGCCAUGGGAGAACUUCAAGAGCUACUUAAAGUUCUUGAGAAUGAAUUGAUGAAUGACAAUAACAACUUAUUUGGAGGAGAAACAAGUAAAGUUGGAUAUAUUGAAAUUGUUUCCAUUUUGAUAACUUAUUGGAUUGGAGUUAUUCAAGAAGCAUUGGAAGUGGACAUAUUAAACAAAGAGGAAUUUCCAAAUAUAUGUGGAUGGGCUGAUAAGUUGAUGAGUUGUAGCUUUAUCAAGGAAAAUUUGCCACCUAGAGAAAAAUUACUUGCAUUUUACAAAAAAUAUACCAAACCACUAAUGCUACCAAGUAAUGAACUUUCUCGAUAAACAAAUCACAAGAGAAAAAAAAAUCCUCUUGUUGGUGUUGGUGUUGGUUUUUCUUUUUUUUUUUCAGUGUCAUUGUUCAUCUUUGCAAUGGUGAAAUAGUUCAAAGAUGAAAUUAAAAUAAUUCUAUGGAGCACUUUUGUUUUAAGCUAAUAUAUAUACUAGGGCAUACAUUGGGUUGGUUCAGAUUAUUCAAAUAUCAAAUUAAAUUA
Molecule: messenger RNA, 950 nt
Organism: Solanum dulcamara
Lineage: Eukaryota; Viridiplantae; Streptophyta; Magnoliopsida; Solanales; Solanaceae
Product: glutathione S-transferase U8-like
Exons: 2
Coding region: 43-741 (232 amino acids)
Biological process (GO): glutathione metabolic process
Cellular component (GO): cytoplasm
Molecular function (GO): glutathione transferase activity
Source: RefSeq, a predicted model, not a curated record